Messenger RNA from Camelina sativa (false flax), 1492 nucleotides. Its product is annotated as SEC12-like protein 2. Gene Ontology annotation, biological process: endoplasmic reticulum to Golgi vesicle-mediated transport. NCBI's taxonomy places the organism in Eukaryota, Viridiplantae, Streptophyta, Magnoliopsida, Brassicales, Brassicaceae. Gene Ontology annotation, molecular function: guanyl-nucleotide exchange factor activity; protein binding. Gene Ontology annotation, cellular component: endoplasmic reticulum membrane. The record is from RefSeq and is a predicted model, not a curated record.
AAUCGGUGGAGGACUAAUUUGAGCUUGAGAGGAGAGUACGCGGAGAAGGAGAAUGGCGAAUCAAAGCACAGAGACGAAUCAACCGUCGAAUAUGCAGACUUACGGUGUACCGCUUUACGCCGUCGAUUGGAUUCCGGAGGUUGCUGUUAGAUCUAAAAUCAUUAUGGAUCCGGAGAAUUCCGAAGAAAAUGAUGUUGAUGAGUCUGAGUCGUCGUCGUCUUCGUCGUCUCGGAGCUGCAUCGUUUUGUCCGGCGGAGGCGGAGAGGGACGAAGCGGAAUCCCCAAUGUCAUCUUAAUCUGUCGUGUUGAUCUCGACACCAACUCUCUCUCGGAACAACCUCUGGGUAAGCUUGUCCUUGGCACUGAUCUACCUUACCGGAUGACUGUUCAUCCUCGCGAAGGUGGUCUUAUCUGCUCAUCGCCAGACAGUUGCAGACUGUUUGGUUGGGAUAACAUUAUGAGCCCACGAGAGGAUUAUCAGGCUGGUGAAGAGCCUGAGGAAGUUAUUAAAGAGUUAAAAGAUGUUGGACAACAGUUGGCUCUGGCGUUUAAUCCGGAGGGAUCUGUGCUCGCUGCUGGUGCGGAGGAUGGGACUUUGAGGGUUUUUGAAUGGCCCAGCAUGAAAUCGUUGAUUAAUGAGUCUCAGGCACAUUCAUCAGUCAAAAGCUUAACUUUCAGCGAAAAUGGUAAAUUUCUUGUAUCUCUUGGAGGUCCACUUUGUCGGGUUUGGGAGGUGAAUGCUUCUACGGCUGUUGCCAGUCUAUCAAAAGAGAAGGAUGAGAUUUUGGCGUCCUGUAGAUUUUCUGUAGACAGUGCAGGCAAUGAAAUUCUUUACGUUGCUGCAAACACUGAACGUGGUGUGAGUAUUAUAACAUGGGAUACAAAAUCAUGGAAACGAAAAGAGUCAAAGCCUAUUAAAAAAAACACUAUGUCAGCCUUUAAUGUCUCACCUGAUGGGAAGCUGCUUGCAAUAGGAACCCUUGAAGGAGAUGUUUUGAUACUUGACUCGACGAGAAAGCAAACUAACCAAAUUGUCAAGAAAGCGCAUCUCGGUUUGGUCACAGCACUGACUUUCUCCCCUGAUUCAAGGUGCUUAGUGUCGGUAUCUUUUGACUCGAGGGCAAGGCUAACCGUUAUUAACAAACAGGGUGAAAAACGUACGUAUUAUGCCGGAACAAGGUGGUGGAUACUGGCAAUAUUGUUUGUGUUUCUAUACGUGGUUGCAUAUUAUUUUUUGAAGGCAAAGGGGAUUAUACCUUAAAAAGGUAUUUUGAGCGACCCCACAAGACGUACAGCGGGGGGGCUUUGUAACCGACAUAUCUUACGCCUCUUUGAGUUAGGCUUUUCGCGUUUGUGUGUGACAAAGUCUCGAGGGAUUCUUCAAUUUUUACCCGCAUGCUUUUUAUAUCAUAAAAAAUGUAAACUAACACUGAUACAGUAAACAUAGUGAAAGUACAAUUUUAUGGAUUAAUAAGACCCUUUUGCGUCCUCA